AUGAGCAAAAAGCACGUAUCGCGUAAACUCAAAUCAGCUUGGCGCAAACAUAUAGAUAUUUCGGAUGUUGACCAAUUUCUCGAAGAACAGCGACAAGAUGAACGUGUCGGUAGUCAACUGGCGGAGAAGCCCAGUGUGGAGCUGUUCCGCGAGGAAAAGAAACCGACCAAACCGAAAGCAUCGCUGCGUGAAAUAAGGAAGAAAAAGUUUGAUGAACUGCCUCGAUCGCUUUUGCCGCUCGUGAAUACAUCAAAUGUUGGUGACCCGAUUGUUAAGCGCAAUAUUAAGAAAAACCGAGAUACUAGAAUCCCGGUAACACCAGCCCCGGUGCGGAUAAAAAGAAAGGGCCGAGCGAGUGGUAUAGCUGCAGCUACUCCAGAAGAUAUCUGGGCGAAAGACACCGUGCCUGAGGAGCUGAAAAACGAAUGGAUCUCGCAAGAUGUGGUAAAUCAUACACUUCGGCACGUUGGCAAACCGUUGGUAACGAAUUUACCGGCACGGAUGGAUAAACUCCAGCGUCAUAUACCGCUGGACAAAAAACUACCAAACGAAGGCAUCAGUUACAAUCCAGCAAUCGACGAUUACCUGCACCUGAAAAAUAAAGUGGUCAAGCAGGAGCAAGCCAUCAUCAGGAAGGAGCAACAUUUUGAUCGAGUUGUAACGAAAAUGUUCGUAAAGACAACUCGAGAGGAAAAGCAGCAAACGGCUUUAAAAGAAAUGUCGGAAGGCUUGCUUAAUGCGGAAAAGGGCGAGUCAGAAGAUGAACAUAGUACUGAAGAUGCUGGACCCGCAGCAGUUGUAGCGAAGCGCAAGAAGCCCAUAACGAGAGCGAAGAAACGAGCGCGUGAACUGCAAGAGCAGAAAGAAAAGCUCAUUCAGGUAGAAUUAAACAAACUGAUGGAGAUUGAUCGUUUAGGUGCGAUUAAGAAAGAAAUAAGACAGAAAGAGCGCAAAACUAUCUAUAAAGCUAAGCAAAGGGUGAAAAAGAAGCAGGCAUUGCGAGAGAAAAUCAACUUGCCGAUUGAUUUUGUCGAACCGGAACAAUUGUCGGGUAGCUUGCGAACGAUCAAACCACUCAACAAUCUGCUAGCAACGGGUCUGCCCAAAAUACGGAAAGUCAGCAUCCUGAAGAAGACACGCUCUGAAGCCCAGCGUAAAAAGCGUCGCGUGCUCACAGUACGUUACAAGCGCAGUUCACACAAGGAAUUGAUGCCAGAAACUGCGAUAUGA
This is a messenger RNA of Anopheles marshallii, 1230 nucleotides long. Its product is annotated as ribosome biogenesis protein NOP53. Gene Ontology annotation, biological process: rRNA processing; ribosomal large subunit assembly. Gene Ontology annotation, molecular function: 5S rRNA binding. Gene Ontology annotation, cellular component: nucleolus. The record is from RefSeq and is a predicted model, not a curated record. The coding region runs from base 1 to 1230 and encodes 409 amino acids. Lineage: Eukaryota; Metazoa; Arthropoda; Insecta; Diptera; Culicidae. The transcript has a single exon.